UCACCGCAACAAAUGGAUUCAGCCGAAACUGUGGUGUGGGGCAGGAGGGCGUAAAACGUAUAAAUCUUCCACAUGCAGGCCUCCCAUAUGCUAGUCCAAGGGCAGUAGGACCCAGGUGGAGCCUCCUUUUCCUCCUCAUCUCCCCCUCCCCACAUGUGGCCUUGGAGGAUGGACAGGAGAGGAGCCAGCCACAGGCUCUGGCCAGGGGCGCAGCUGCUGCAGCAGAGACCCCACGAACACCAGCGCUUCGCUGCAGCUCAUGAGCCAGCAUCCUCUGCUGCCAGCCUGUGCCCAUCUCCCCUCCAUGUCACGCCUGCUCCACUUCCUGCCACCACCUUGCAAGCGUGGCUCCUCUGCUCGCCGGAGCCGUGGUGCUCGGAGCAGGCUGGCCCCGUUUCAACGCCCAGCUUGCACAGCUGUAGGUGCUUUAGGGCAGGGCCGGCCACCUCAACCAGCGAGGCUGGCUGCGCUGGCAGCGCUUUCGCUGGGCUCAGCAUCACGGCAGGGGCCGAAGGGUUGGGGCAGGUAGGGCAAAGCCGCUGGGGCUCUGAGGAGUGUGGGGGCACUGUGAGCACGGCGACACAGAAGGGAGACUUCCAGCUCGCUUCCAAAUAGUGUUUUUAUGGCUUUCUACCCCGGUUGCCAACUGAGUCGUGUUCAAAACUUCAAGAGUGGCUGGAGAGUGAGAAUUAAGUUUCCUUGUUACCCUGAGGAGUCAUAUGGUAAUUGGUCUAUGGUUGUUGGCAAUGGAUUAUUUAUUUUAAGAAACCCUUCUCUUCACUAGUAAACACAUGCAUUCUUCCAGCUCUGGCCUCGCCAGACAGUAAGGCCUGCAUCUGUGCCCAAGGAAGUGUCAUUCCCGGGCACCAGAGCACGGCAGUCCAUGAGGAGCACUUGCUCCUUCUGUGGGAACAACCCGUGGUGUCUCAGCGCGGGGCCUCAGGGAGGCUUCGGUUUCAGCAGUGUCCUUAGGCUUGGCUUCCGUUUAAAUAGCAUACUGAGCCAUGUGGGCAAUGUUUUGGGCUGUUUGUUUUUUUUUUUUUCUUUUUUUUUUUUUAAGUGGGGAAAGGAAGUUUGGUUGUUUCUUGUUUGUUUUGUUUUUAGGGAAGGAAAAAAACAAACUGUCCUAUUUCUGAUUACAGAACUCAAUUAUUAGGCAUUUUUGACACGGAUAUCCAACCCAUGUGAACAUGGUCCUUAAUAAGGAGAUAGCGUUUUCAGUCAAAUCCAGCAGAAACAAACCAUAUAGGGGAUCUGUCGUGAGAGCUCUAUCAUUCUCCAUCCCUCGAUAGAACUGCUGACUUCCCCUAUUAGAAUUUAAAUUUCAGAGGUAGUGGGAACCUGAUCUUGAAUUCCUGUUGUUUAUAGUGCUCGUACAUCCUCUUUUUCAGUCAAGAAGUUACUGUAGACUUUUUUUUUCUUAACGCAGGAAAGAAAGACCCCACACCUCCCUGCAAGUGAAGGAAGAUGGAUAUAGUGUCAGGCUCAAUUAGAUCCAAUUGUGGUGGCUUUCCCUACAGCGAACAAUGCAGCUUUUGUGAUGAACUCCCAGCAGAAAGCUUGGAAGUUGGGGGGGGGGGGGGGGGACAACAACAACAUCCCCCCAAAGCCCAAAUCUCAAGAUAGCCUGGGUGUCGGCCCUUCUCAUGGUGGGGAGGAGGCAGUGCACAGCUGUGGCCCGCUUAAAAAGAAAUGAUUUUCCCCUUUGAAAUGAGGCACCGGCACUCGAGGGGAGAGAGAGGUGGCUAGAGCUGGAGACAAAGAAGCGCGUAUAGUCCAGCCUCAGCCGAAAGUGUCUGAGGACGAGGAGGUUGGCAUGGAGGCCAGGCCGGCCCUGGAGGCGCAGGGGACCUCCUCUGGUGGGGCGGCCGACUCACCUGGAGCAGCACCCGAUGCGCCCGGGCUGCCGGAGCGAGCGGGAUAGCGCAGAGGGAACAAAGUGGCCUGCUCAGUGCUGGAAGUGCUUAAAAUGCAAAUGUACAGGAACUUCAGACCAUCCCCCUCCCUCCUCGGCAUAGAGGAAAGCAGCUUAAAUACAGCCAGGCCUGGAGAGGAAUGUUAAAAAGAGGGGAAGAAUCACCCUCCUCCUUUCCAUAGGGACCCUCACACGGCAAGAUUCAGUAUGCAUGACUGAACAAGCAAGCAAGGACAGCUCCUCUUUUAACUUUCCUGAACAAUGGCUCCAGCUUCUUCCACCAUUUCGCAUUCUGUCUACCCCAACUCCUCCUUUAAGAAAGGAAGGGGGCAGCGGGGGAGAGAAAGCCCUGCUGCAGGACUUAGAGGGAGAAAAGCUUUGUUUCAUGCCCUAUAAACACCGCUUAAGCUCCAUCUCAAACAACAAUAAAAAACCCACAUCGUGGAAGUCUAAAAGGGACCCUGUCAGGUUAAAAGUCAUACAUUAAAGAGAAAGAUUAUGGUAUAGUACAAAGGAUACCUUUAGAUUUUUUUUUCUUUUAACAUCCCCACUUUACUUUCUCUUUACUUUCAUCUUUGCUUGGGCAAUGGAAACCAACCGAGCCAUUUCAGAUUUCCCAGGUUCUCGUGCGCUUGCAAGAGCACAGUUUUAGGUGAUUGUCAUCGCUGGAAGUGUUUUUAUUGAUGGCUCUUCCACAGGGGAUGGCGAGGGUGGGCCUCAAUUUAGGCACAAAAAACCUCUGCCAUCUUCCUGGAGCUUUAAAGAAUUAACAAACCUAGUCCUUCUGCUCCCCCUUCCAAAUGUCAGGCUUCCCCUACCACAAAAUAUUUAAUUCGCUUGACAGCAAACUUCAGCACGUGCAGCUUGUCUGACCUCAGACAGAGCAGACGCCUCACACUGAGCAGUCCUACUCGGUUUCUCUCUAGAUGCUGAACGCUCCUGCAGACAGCGCUGGUCCUACCAAAACCCUUCCCUAGAAACUUUUAAUUAUGAUGUUACUCAACAUCCUGCACAGGAGGGACCAGACUCUCCACUUCCUUUCCCUCAGCGGUCACUCAUUGAACUGAGAGCAGCCCCAACCCCUCUGCACAAGCUGCACAGCACGCUUACCGAAACCAAGACAGGUCGAUACCUCUUCAAAAAGCACAGACAACACAGAUACGGCUUUUUUUUUCAAAAACAUACUUCAUAUUUCCUCUUUUAUUAUAUAAAUAUCAGUUUAACCUUUUACUGUAAGAAUAUAAAAUGUUUUAAGAGGAUCUUUGUUAUUUUUAUACAAAUUCACAAACAGUACAAUUAAUCCAUAGGGGUCUCUGGGUUUGCGUUAACUCCGUGGUCUGGCCUGUUACUGUGGAGGAUUUGAGAUUUUGAACACACAAGAAAAAAAAAAGCCAAGAUAUUUUUCUUAAAAAAAAAAAUAAAACAAAAAAACUUACUCUUCCUCUUUAAAAUAAUAAUAAUAAUAAAAAAAAAUCUAAAGAACCAGCUCCAUUUUAUUGACAGAACAGAGAUAAGACAGAUGAACUUCAGUCUCCUCCCCUUCACAUUACAGCCUCGGGGCCUGCAGGCCUGCUCUGCUCCUCUCUCCACUCACAAACAGGAAGCCUCACAUAGUGACCUUUUGUAGGUGAUUUGGGAGGGGAGGGGGAAAUAUUUGCAUAUAUCUAUAUAUAUAAAUUUUUUUUUAAACCAACUUGCAUUUUUACACAUUUCCGUUAACAGUAGCCCAAUCCUCAGCAUGGAUUCUCACGUUACAUGUUUGUGCUAGAAGAGUAAAAAAUGCAGAAGCACAGUUUGGGUCCCCGAUCCCCAGUGAAGAGGGACGGAGAGGCACAACCAGAAUGUGAGGGUGGGACACAGCAGGGUAAGCUUAAAAGCAAACAAAAAUUAAAAAAAAAAAGGGGGGGGAGAGAAAAAGAAGAACAAACCCAAGGGGCAUUAUUCCAGUCUAGGCACAAAAAUGUUUCAGUCUCAAAAUCUCUUUCCUGUAAGAAUUCCAGGGUUUUUGAGGAGAAAAAAAAAGUAACAAAUUAAAACGAGGUAGCCAGACAUCAUAUAUAUAUUUAUAUAUAUAGAAUAUAUUCAGCAGAAAAAAAAUGUACUUAAAAAUCCACAAGAACAGCAACUUCAAAUGUCUUUAAAAAUAAAACCAUGUGAGAAAACGAAUACUGUAAAGAGGAGAAUGAAUGAGGAAAACUGGGAUCAGUUACAGGAUAUAAGCAAGGGAUAGAUGGGAGAGUAAGAGGCUGUUUUUGUAGCAGUAAUUUUUUUUAUGCAUUUCAAAAUAAAAACAGGUCACAGUAUCUCAAAUGAAGCAGAAAUGAAGCUGGAGAUUCUUCCUUAAGUCCCCUGGGCCGAGGGCAGCUAGCCACCCCUUCCACCCACUCGCCCCCAGUCGAAGAAGAGGAAUGGAUAUGUAGCUGGAUAUGUCUAUCCCUGUUGCCAAGAAGAAGGAGGGGAGAAAGAGAGAGAGAAUGAUGAAAGGGAAGACGAGUCUCUCGGUAACUCUCAGUGUCCCCCAGUACAUGGGAAGGUCUAAGAGAACCGGGGUCUGUGUCCAGUCCCUACAGAAACAGGAGUAGGAGGAAAUGGUAUCUUCCUCUCCAGUACAGAGAGAUGGGGAGAAAGAACAGAGUGCCUAGGCUUCUCCUUUCACCACAGUGCAGGAUGACAUGGAAACAUACAAAAGGAGAGGUUGUAGCUAUCCCUAUUCUCAGUGCAGUGGAGAACUGGAGUAGUGGGAAACUGUAUCCACCCACAGCAGAGAAUAACACGGAACUGGAGAUUAAAAACAGACCAAAAAAAAAAAAAUCAAUGUACCUAGGGAGCAGUAUUUCUGUCACAAUUCCCAGUUGAUGGGGGAGGGGCAAGCGCAGAGGUGGAAUGGUUGUUGGUUUUUUUUUGUGGGGAUUUUAGCUUUUUUUUUCCUUUUAAAAAACAGAACCAAAAGCAAAAGCCAUGUCUGUGCCCAGUGCAGGACGACUGGGUGGCCGGGUACAUUAGUGUAGCUAGGAAGCCUUUUCCGCUGUUGUUUGUUCCCAUCUCCAUUCCCACUCUCCUUUACAUAAACCAAAAAUAAGCUAUUCUCAAUACAUGGCAGAACAAGGGUCUCGAUCUUUAUCCAUCCUUAGUGCACGAGGGGAUGGAAUCAGGGAGUGGGGAUAAAGAGGGGUGUCUCUAGCCCCAGUGCAUAAGUGUGGGCUUCUACCUCUUCUGUAGGAGAGGAUGCUGGGGGGUGGGUGUGGGGGAGCUCUGUUUCCCCACUGUGGAGCUGGAGGCACGACCUGGAAAAAGGAGAGGUGCUCUCUCUCUUUCCUCCUGCCCCCCCUUCCUCCUCCUCCAGAGCAAGGGUCGUUAGGCAGCAGAGAAGGUUCAAGGAUAUAUACUCUUUCUCCGUGUUCCUCCCUCCAGUGCCAGGGUGCGUGGGUAGCAUGGCUCUGUGCGUGCCCCUCUCUCUCUUUCUCUCCUCCGUUGCAGCAGUCAGUCAGUCAGUCUGUCCGUGAGUCCCUCCAGAGGAGACGGAGGUCUCGGGGCACCCCCCUCCUCUCACCUGACCUUCUCGCUCUCAGUCAUUUCCCAAAGUCCCAGGUUGAGCACCUUGAGGCAGGGCAGCUGGGUGAUGCGCUCCAAGCCCCGCUUGGUGAUGCGGGUGCAGCCGUAGAGAUCGAUGCCUGUCAGCUGGCUGAGGUGUUCGGCGAUGAGCUCCAGGCCCUUGUCGGUGAUGCGGACGCACUGGCCAAUGUUGAGGGUGCGGAGCCCGUGCAUCUGUCGCACCAUGCGGUUGAUGCCCUCGUCGCUGAUGUGGCAGGAGCAGAGGGAGAGGGAGCGCAGGCCGUCCAGGCCCUGUGCAAUGUAGGCCAGGCUCUGGUCCCCCACCUUGUCGCAGAAGGAGACGUCGAGGCCGGACAGCCGCAGGCUGCCCAUGGCCAGGUGCAUGAUGCCCGUGUCGCUGAUGUUGUCGCAGGAGCGCAGGUUGAGGCUGCGCAGGCUGCUCAUGUGCGACAGGUGCAGCAGCCCCGCGUCCGAGAUGCCGCCGCAGAAGCUGAGGUUGAGCUGGCGGAGGCGGCCCAGCCCGCGGGCCAGGUGCUUGAGCGAGAGGUCGCUGAGCUUCUGGCAGUCCUGCAGCGUGAGCUGCUCCAGGCCCAGGCAGCCCUCGGCCGCGCUGCGCGUCAUGCCCGCCAGGUGCCCGAUGCCCACGUCGGAGAGGUGCCGGCAGGAGCGCAGGUUGAGGCUCUUGAGGCGCUGCAGCCCCCAGGCGAUGAGGAGCAGCCCGGUGUUGGUGAUGUUGCUGCAGCCCCCCAGCUCCAGCACCUCCAGCCCCUUCAGGUACUGGGCGAUGCGGCCCAGGCUGCUGUCCGUGAUCUGCUUGCAGAGGCUCAGGUUGAGCGAGCGCAGGGAGCUGAUCUCCGCCACGAAGGCGUGGCCCAGCCCGUUGUCGGUGAGGUUGUAGCAGCCGCUGAGGUUGAGGCUCUCGAUGUCAGCCAUGCCCUGGAUCACGUAGCUCAGGCUGCGCCGCAGCGACAGGAUCUGCACCCGCCGGAUGCCCCGCGCCGCCAGGCUGGGGAAGAGCGACGGGUUGGCGCGGCGCAGGUGCAGCUUGGCCUCCACGCCCCGCCACACGGAGCGGUGGUAGGCGGCGUCCCGCCAGGCCGUGCACACCUGCGCCGCGCGGCCCUUGUCGCGCACCUCCAGGGCGCCCCGUCCCGGCGGCAGGCUCCGCGGGGGCUGCCCCAGAGCCGCCGGAGCCCCCCGCAGCCCACCAUGACGGGGCCGAGGCUGGCGCUCGCCGCCGCGCUCCUCUGCAGCUGCACCUCGCCGGUGGCCGACGCCAGCUCCUGGUGGUCUUUGGCCAUGAACCCCAUCCAGAGGCCCGAGAUGUACAUCAUUGGCGCUCAGCCCGUCUGCAGCCAGCUGCCGGGGCUCUCCCCCGGGCAGCGCAAGCUGUGCCAGCUGUACCAGGAGCACAUGGUGUUCAUCGGCGAGGGGGCCCGCAGCGCCAUCAAGGAGUGCCAGUACCAGUUUCGGCAGCGCAGGUGGAACUGCAGCACAGUGGACAACACCUCCGUCUUUGGGCGGGUCAUGAAGAUAGGUAGCCGAGAGACUGCUUUCACCUACGCCGUCAGUGCUGCCGGGGUGGUGAACGCCAUCAGCCGGGCUUGCCGCGAAGGAGAGCUCUCCAGCUGUGGCUGCAGCCGGACUGCCCGGCCCAAGGACUUGCCCCGAGACUGGCUGUGGGGCGGCUGCGGGGAUAACGUGGAGUACGGGUACCGCUUCGCCAAGGAGUUUGUGGAUGCCAAGGAGCGGGAGAAGAACUACGUGAGAGGCUCAGAGGAGCAGGCGCGCAUGCUGAUGAACUUGCAGAACAACGAGGCUGGUCGCAGGGCAGUGUACAAGCUGGCGGACGUGGCCUGCAAGUGCCACGGCGUGUCAGGCUCCUGCAGCCUCAAGACCUGCUGGCUGCAGCUGGCCGACUUCCGCAAGGUGGGUGACCUGCUGAAGGAGAAGUACGACAGCGCCGCCGCCAUGCGGAUCAGUCGCAAGGGCAAGCUGGAGCUGGUGAACAACCGCUUCAACAUGCCUACGCAGGAGGACCUGGUCUACGUCGACCCCAGCCCGGACUAUUGCCUGCGCAACGAGACCACCGGCUCGCUGGGCACUCAGGGCCGCCUGUGCAACAAGACCUCGGAGGGCAUGGAUGGGUGCGAGCUGAUGUGCUGCGGACGGGGCUACGACCAGUUCAAGAGCGUCCAGGUGGAGCGCUGCCACUGCAAGUUCCAUUGGUGCUGUUACGUCAAGUGUAAAAAGUGCACAGAGAUCGUUGACCAGUACGUCUGUAAAUGAAAAGAGCCCCCAAAGCAACAAAUCUAUAUUAUAUAAAUCUAUAUAGAUAUAUUUUAUAUUUGUAUAAAUAAACAGAUGAUGAUAAUAAUUAAAGAAGCUUAUUUAAGAGA
Molecule: messenger RNA, 7866 nt
Organism: Cygnus atratus (black swan)
Lineage: Eukaryota; Metazoa; Chordata; Aves; Anseriformes; Anatidae
Gene: WNT5B
Product: Wnt family member 5B
Exons: 5
Coding region: 5141-7756 (871 amino acids)
Biological process (GO): neuron differentiation; canonical Wnt signaling pathway; cell fate commitment
Cellular component (GO): extracellular region
Molecular function (GO): frizzled binding; cytokine activity
Source: RefSeq, a predicted model, not a curated record